Prunus armeniaca (apricot) is the source of this 4026-nucleotide messenger RNA. Lineage: Eukaryota; Viridiplantae; Streptophyta; Magnoliopsida; Rosales; Rosaceae. The record is from the annotation of a GenBank genome assembly.
AUGCCUGUAUCAGGAAAUGAAGAGACUGGGGUUAAACCCGUUAUCCGGAAAUCUAGUGAUUAUGUUGCAGGUGUUCCAAUCAAGAAAAGGAGGUUUCCUAUAAUGAGGCCUCCUUCACCUCCUUCUGAAGAACCAACUUUGUUUCCUAAAACAGAAGAAUCAUCUUCCUUUACUGCGAAAAAUGAUUCACUACAGAAGGAACAAUCUAGCCCAUCUCAAGGGUCGACUCUUUCAUAUGCUAGUAUCACCAGUUCUGGAUUUUCUGAUACAACAAAGUAUUCUGAAUCUGAUUAUAGAAGAGGAAGGUCUGAUGUUACAAAUGUUAAUGUGGCCCGAGGCAAUGAUAAUCUCUUUAGAGUCAAAGUUGAAGAAGCAAGCCCCACAGUUCACUCGGGUUCUUUGGAUGACAUGCAGAGGAAAGGGAAGCCUGUGUUGGCUGAUAAUCCGGCUUCUCAGGUGACCUUAGGGAAAAGUGAGUUGAUUUUAGCACCAAAUGAAGCUCAUGCACGUAAUUUGGGGAAGGAGAUUAUGCAUAGCAAAAGUAAAGUAGAAAUGAAGUGUAAAGAAGAAAUUCCUGCUGUUGCCGAGAGUACUGAAUUAUCAUUAGGUUUAAAGGAAAAUCUUGUUCCAGCUUUGACAGGCCAAAACAGUGGCGGUGAUGGGAGUCAGCGGAGUCAGGAUAACUUUCCUAUUUCACUGAAUUUGUCUUUAAGCGAAGAAAAAAACAGCAGCCAAUGCAAAGGAAAUGGUGAAGAUUUGAAUUUUGAUGGUGCUGACAAGCGUGCAUGGCGGGCAAACUGGGAUUUGAAUACACCAAUGGAUGCAUGGACAGAUUCUGUGAGUGAUGCUUCUGAAUCUGUUGACGGAAUCAAUGCAACGGGUGGGGCAGGUGAUGCAAAGCAGUUGAUUGGUUCAACUGGGAUGGUUGGAGCCGGUGUCAAUUCAGAAAAACAGACCAUUGUUGAUAGUCAGAAGAGAACUAAUAUCACCGUCUCACCCACACUUGCUAGCCAGCAGUGUAAUUCCAAUGACACCCUUCUUUUACGGCUUAGUUCAUCUUGCUCACAGUUGAAUCAGUGUCAAAACCCUUCUAGUGCAUGCAGUAAAUUGGAUUUGGACAUGGACAGGGUGAUUUCUUCUACAAACUCGCCUAGAUUGGCUGGGCCAGUUAGAACACUGAACACAGAUAGUAAUAGAGCAGGGAAACGUGCAGUUGUUGAGCAGUGCACUCUUGGAGCUGUUAAGUCUUCAAAUAUGAGCACCCAAAAGUUGGUUGAUCCUAGAUCCAUAAAAUCUGAACCAAGUAUUGUGGAUAAUCAAGAAACCAUAAAUUCCAUUGAAGGGGCAUCAGUUCAUCCGGAUAAGCAUGUGACACAGGGUCUGGAUAAUUGUUCUAGUGACAUGACGUUGCCUAUGACUGCAGAGAUGUCUUGCCUUUCUGGAAAGCCUUUGUGUUUGACAGAGUCCACAGGGAAGCCUUCUUGUUCAACAGAGUUGACUAUGAGUAGGGAUUUGACGAAGCAUACAGGAAGCUUGAAUGCAAAGGCGCCUCAAGAAGCUUGUCAAAGCAAAGAGCAUAUUGCUGUAACUCUGGGUCUUGAUACUAAGGGAAACAGUAUGAGAACUGAAGAUGAUAAUGUUGACCGCAAUUAUAAAUUGAAGUUCAUGAAUGAUCACCCCCUUGAUUCACGUGGAAGUGGUGAAGGUUCUUCCAGUGAUGAGGAAAAGAUAAAUAUCUCAGCAGAUAUGUUGGAUGAUUCUUAUGGUUCUGAUUAUGAAUCAGAUGGUAAUCAUGCUUUGGAUACAACUAUUGAUACAGAACAAGAUGCUAAAGAUGAUGAUUAUGAAGAUGGUGAGGUUCGAGAUUCAAUUGAGCAGACUGAGGUAGAGGAACUCAUAUGCAACGCAAGAGAAGUGGAACACGUUGAUAAUGGUGAUUUUGAUAAUAACCGGACGGAUUUUGUGGCACCUGUUAACAAUGCUCAUCCUACUUCAUUUUAUAUUGAGGCUAAAGACAAAACAGACCAGCUUGCUGAAACAAGUAACAGUGAUUAUAAAGAAUCUUUUGAUGUAGUUCUUAAUGAUAAAUCUGAUAAGGGCUCUGAUAAAGAUGUGUGUUUGCAAGAAACAUUGGCUGUUGAAAAGCUAACCAGAGGAGCUGGUGUGAAAGGGUCCAUAAAGGAUGUGGGAACAGAACCACUUGAUCAAUCAGGGAAUGAGGAUGCCCAGAAAUGUCAGGAUGGAGAGUUCUCCGAGCAAGUCACUAAUGAAAGCCAAGGAUAUGAUCAUGGUACAGAGCUGGAUGAUACCACUAAUGGAGGACAACGGAGCAGGAUCAUAACUUUGCCUCGAUCUUCAACUGUUUCUCCUAGUAAAUCAAGAUCUAUUUCAGGACUACCAUUGCCAUCAAGAGUAGUUGGAAGAGAAAUAUUACCUGAUGUAACACCGGAGGAAGAUAAAAUACAUCCUAGAGGGAGAGGUGAACCGUAUGUUGAUAAUGCCCACAGAUUUUCAAGGGAGCGAUACCAAGAUCAAUCACUGAGAUAUGCUAGAUUGGGUUUUAGGCGUGGUAGAGGGAGGAUGAAUAGUCGCGGUGAUUGGGGUUCUGAUCGUAACUUUGCUUCAGAGAUUUAUAAUAAUCAAACAAACUAUCGUGUACCCAGACAUAAAUAUGCACCUGAUGUUUCUGAUGCUGGCCUUGAAUAUAACACUUAUAAUAUGGGUUCAGAUAAUGCAUAUGUUAGUACAGGUCGUGGAGGGAGGCAGAUUCAAAAUGAUGGACCAAUCAACCACCGUAUACCCUCAAGGAGGCGAUCUCCCGUUGGAACACAUGCAAUUCACAUGGCUCGCAGAAAUCCAAGAAAUAUUAGCCCAACUAGAUGCAUUGGUGAAGAUGCUUCAAAUUUGAUUGGAAUGAGGCAUAAUGAGAAGUUUAUGAGGAGUUUUCCUGAUGAUAAUGCAGAUCCCAUGUUCACUCGUACCCAGUCUUCGUAUGAGGGAGUAGAUGGUCAAUUUGGACGAGGAAAUCGGAACUUUUCUUUUGUCCAAAGAAGAGGGGUUCCUCGAGUUCGCUCAAAAUCACCAAUAAGGUCCAGGACUCGUUCCCCCGGUCCAUGGUCUUCUCCUAGAAGAAGAUCCCCAGAUGGGUUUGGUGGGCCUGGAGAAUUGACUCAUCGAAGAUCUCCACCAGUUUACAGGAUGGAGAGGUUUAGAUCCCCUGAUGGCCCAUGUUUUCCUGGUGAGAUGGUUGUUAGAAGGAAUCCGCCCAAUGAUAUGAGGGAUAUGGAUUCUGGAAGGGACCAUGGUCCUCCAAGGUCUGUCAUUCCUAAUAGAAGUCCUUCCGGCCGGGUUUUACUCAGAAACAGGAGAUUUGAUGUCAUGGAUCCUCGAGAAAGGCCAAACAAUGAUGACUACUUUGGGGGGCCUAUGCAUUCUGGUCGAUUGCACGAGCUUGGUGCUGAUGGAAAUGGUGAUGAGAGACGAAGGUUUGGUGAGAGACGUGGACCUGUCCGUUCAUUUAGGCCUCCUUAUAAUGGUGCUGAUGGCGAGACAUUUCAUCUUAAUGCAAAGGAUGGCCCUAGGCCUUUGAGGUUCUGCCCAGAUGAUAAUACUGAGUUUCAAGAAAGAGGGAAUUUGAGGGAAAGGGACUUUGACAGAAGGAUUAAGAAUCGGCCAGGAAAUGCACCUAGAAGAAUGAGAGGCAUUGAGGACCAAGAUGGAAAUUACAGGCAUGGUGGGCAGGCUUGGCACGAUGAAGGUGGACCAGGACACAGAUUAGUCACUUUACAGUUCCAAGUUUGGCUUAUGAUUCUAUGUGGUCUUGGGACUGGUAUCUGCCCUGUAAGUAGCUUGCAUCUGGUACUAUGGUGGUCUUGGUUGUACAUCAUAUCUCUUAAGGCCAUUCUCUUUGAGUUGAGGCAUUUAAAUGCUUAUAUAGAGAUUCUCCUUAAGUUUCUGAGUUACGUUUCUGCAUUGGUUUUGAUACUUGGUGAGGCAGGGCAGCUACCCUACAAGGAACUGUCAUGA